This is a messenger RNA of Closterium sp. Yama58-4, 6273 nucleotides long. Lineage: Eukaryota; Viridiplantae; Streptophyta; Zygnematophyceae; Desmidiales; Closteriaceae. The record is from the annotation of a GenBank genome assembly.
AUGGCGGGUCAGGCGGACGAGAAGCAUGAGGAGUGGAUGGAGGGAGACGGAAGCAGUCACGGGGCAAAUACGGCUGGAAGAGACUUCGUUUGGAGGACGUCCCACUCCGUCUCCCGAAGCAACAACAGCAACUUCUUGCCGCCCGCUGACGCCGCUCACCCGUCCAUCUCACCUGCUGCUCCUCUCGCUCCUCCUCCUGACUGUGCGCCAUUUGUUUCCUUAGAAGCACAGCAAUGGUGUGAGGCUGAAGGUGAAGGUGCUGCUGCUGCUGCCACCACCACCCCUCCCACCAUGCCCCGUGCUCUGUCGGAUCCCGAGCAGACCCGCCCUGCCAGUGGCGGCAGUGAGAGCGACCUUCUUCAGGUGAACGAGCAAGGGUGGGGCCCAGGAGUUUUUUCAGGUGCUGUGGGUGCGGGUGGGAGGGGGCGAGGGGGGGCAGCAGGGCGCGGUAGAGGGGCGGGGAGGGGGGGGUUCGUGGCGGGGCGAGGGGUGUGGGUGGGGGGAAGGGUUCAGGUGUUGAGGACGAUGAGAGGGAGGCGGAAGGAGGUGUCUCUGUCUGAGCAGCUGAUGCGGCAGCACCGGGAGGCGGAGCAGAGGCGCAGCGGGGUGGGUGAGGGUCAGCUGGCAGGGGACGAGCAGCAGCAGCAGCAGCAGCAGCAGGAGGAGGAAGAAGGUGAUCAGCGAUUGUUGCAGUUUCCUGGCUCUUCAACGCGCUCUCAGUCCCAGAGCCACAGUCGUCAAGGCUGGGGGGUGCAGCAGCAGCAGCAGCCGCAGCAGCAGCCGCAGCAGCAGCCGCAGCAGCAACAACAGCGAUGCUACAUGCAGCAGGGGCAGGAGAGCGGGGAGAGCCAAGGGCUAGGUCAGCAGCAGGGGAGUCAGCGCAUGCGGGUGCCGAGUGAUGGGGAUGAGGCUCCUGUGGUCAGUGCUGGUCCGCCCUCCUGGGUUGUGAUCCAGAGGAAACGAGGAGAGGAGCUGAAACCUUUGUCGGCCAUGGCUGCUGUUGCUGGAAGUGCUGGUGGUGAUGUUGCUGCUAGGGCAGAUGGAAGGCGGGUGGAUGGGCUGGGGGAGGGGCAAUGGGGCAACGGCAUGGGUGCUGUGGGUGGUGAGGACGGGGGUGAGGGAAAUGAUGGUCCGAUUGGGAGUGGUGCAGUAGGGAACGGUGCGGUUGGGAGCGGUGGCUGCAUGGAGGUGGAUGGGAAGGAGGAAGGGGAAGCAGGAGCUGGUUCGGGCUCGGGCGGUUGGACAAACAACUCGUCAGGUUUGUGGGUGGAGAGUGGUAGUGCUGGAACUGCUCUGACCGCCGGCGCUGCUCUUAGUUCUGGGACUGCUCUGACUGCUGGUGCUGGUGGUUCUGGUGGCGGUGGUGGUGGUUCUGGUGGCGGUGGUGGGCGCAUUGCACUGAUGAGCUGCAGACGGCAGAGAUCACAAGGGGGAGGUGGGGGGCGAGAGGAGAUGCAUGGUGGUGGCGAGGUGGACGAGAAGGAGGGUGAGGAGAGAGAGGGGUUGGGCGGACAAGCAAGAGAGGGCGGAGGAAACGCGGAUGAGGCCCAGGGGGAGUGGGAGCAGUUGCGGCUGUGGGAAGAGCAGCAAAGGUUAUUGGAGGGAGGGCCAGGGGAACCGACUGGAAUGCAGGAGGAGGAGCAGCAGGAGGAAGAGGAGGAACAAGAGUUGCAGCAGGGCUGGGGCCUGGGGCAAGAGGAGGGGCAAGAGGAAUUGCCGAGUGCCGAGCAGGAGGAGCUAGAGUGGAUGAGAAGACAGCAGCAAAUAGAGGGUGUGACUCCCGUGGGAUGGGAAGAAGAUGGUCAGGGGGAGCAACAGUGGGGCGUGGAGGAGGAACGGCAGGGCUUGGAACUAGCAGCAGUGGACAUGGCAGGGCAAGGGAUGGAAGGGGGCGAGGACGGAAUGGGAAGGGGCGGAGUAAGGGGGCAGGAGGGUGGUGAAGCAGGGGCAGCGGAUUUAUCAGCAGAGGUAGCAGCGGAUGUAGCAAGGGAUGUGACAGCGGAUGAAGCAACCGGUGUUGCGGAUGAUGUAGCGGACGAUUCACCUGAGGAGAUGCAGAUGCAAGUGGGUGCUGCAGCUGCUGGGGUUGCGGAUGCGGUAGCAGAGCAAGGGACGAGUGGAGGAGAGGAGCGGCGGCUCGCGUUUGACUUGAAUGAGGCGCAGCCGGGGGAAGGAUGGGCGGAUGGAGAGGACGAUGGCACUGAUGCUGAUCACUGUGUUACCACCGAGCCUCAGGCCAGUGGCAGCAGGGCGAGGCCAGGCGCGCACCUGCUGCUGCUAGACAUGAAUGCAGAGGCAGAGGAGGCAGCAGACAUGGGCUUGGAUCUGGGGUUGGGAGGCACGUGUGGGGCACAGCAGAGUCAACAGAGUCAACGGAGUGAAGGCGGUCUGGGUGGAGGAGAAGGGGGCGGGAGCGAGCAGGUGGGAGGAGGCAUGGUUGGGUUGUCGCUGGGACUUGAGUUGGGCGCUCCAGAGACAGAAAAGUGGUUCGAGAGGGGGAGGAUAGAGGUGGAGAAGCAGGAGAGGGCUUCAGGGCCCCACUCGCCAGCUCCCCGCUCCUCAGAGCACCACUCUUCAGGGCCUGAUGCGUUGCUGGUGGAUCCUCCAGUGCCUAGAGCAAGCUCACGUGUGGUGAACUGGUUGACGCAGCACCAACAACGGUGGCGAAAGCAGCAGGAGGAGCUGCAAGUGAAGGAGGAGCAGAUGGUCAAGGGGGAGGAGGGACUGGAUUUGGAGCAGGGGCGAGAAGGCAAGGAGCGGGAGCAGGACGAAUGGGAGCAGGAGGAACGGGAGCAGGAGGAACGGGAGCAGGACGAUCUGGAGCAGGAGGAACGGGAGCAGGACGAUCUGGAGCAGGAGGAACGGGAGCAGGAGGAACGGGAGCAGGAGGAACGGGAGCAGGAGGAACGGGAGCAGGAGGAACGGGAGCAGGAGGAACGGGAGCAGGAGCACCAGGCGGAUGUGUACCGGCUGGGGUUGUUGUUCUUUGAGCUGACGUGUCACAUGAGCGACCAAUCGGAGCGCAGGGGUGCAAUGGAGGAUGUGAGGAGCCGGGUGCUGCCCACAGCGUACCUCAUGGCCUUUCCCACCGGUGCUGCCUUCUGCCUCUGCUUGCUGCACCCCCUGCCCUCCAGACGCCCGCCCAUGAGGGACGUCCUCACAAACAGCCUCUUUCUCCGCCUCGCUGCAGAAGCUUCCACCGCAGCUUCUUCCUCCCAGUGCCAGCUGUCCGUGUCGUUCUCACCCCGGCAAGCAUCGGAAGUGCAAUGGGACGCAAAGGGGAAGGAGGGGCAGGAGAAGCAGGAGGGGAAGGAGGAGGAUCAGGAGGGGCAGGAGGGGAAGGUGGGGCUGGAGGAAGGGCAGGAAGGGGGGGAGCAGGAGGAGGAGCAGGAGGAGGAGCAGGAGGAGGAGCAGGAGGGGCAGGAGGCGCAGGAGGGGCAGGAGGCGCAGGAGGGGCAGGAGGGGCAGGAGGCGCAGGAGGGGCAGGAGGCGCAGGAGGGGCAGGAGGCGCAGGAGGGGCAGGAGGCGCAGGAGGCGCAGGAGGGGCAGGAGGCGCAGGAGGCGCAGGAGGGGCAGGAGGGGCAGGAGGGGCAGGAGGGGGGGCAGGGAGAGGAGCAGGAGAGGGAGCAGGAAAGACAGGAGGAGCAAGAGAGGGAGCAGGAAAGACAGGAGGAGCAGGAGGGGCAAGGGGGGCAGGAUGGGCAUGAGCAUGCACGCUCUCAUGAUGGUACUGUUGACGGCGGUGUGUGCGUUAGCAGGGAUGUGGAGGGGCGUGAGGAGGGAAAGGAGGGAGAGGAGGGGCCACGGCAGCGCAGGCCAGGGAAGGAACCGAUGGUGGAAGUGAGUGAUGGGGAGGAAGGCGGUAUGCGUUGGAUGAACGAUGAAGGUGAAGAGGGUGAUGAGGACGAGGAGUUGGAUGGUGGUGGGCGUGGUGGAAAGGGAGAGGAGGAGGAGGAAGAUGAGGAAGAGGAGGAGGAGCUAACGAUAGGGCGGGGUUGGAGGGAGGGAGGAGAGGAGGGUGCUGCUGCUGGUGGCGGUUUGGUUGGGGAGGGGACUAGAACCUAUGCGUUUACUGGUACUGGUGAGUACAGUAGAAAGCGAGAGAGGACGCAGGAGACGGAAGAGAGGGAGGAGGAGGUUGAUGGUGGUGGGGAAGACAACAGGGAUGGUAUGCAUGGCAGAGAGGGAGAGGAGGAAGAGGAGGAAGAGGAGGAAGAGGAGGGAGGAGCGGAGGCAGUGGGGAUGCGAGGGAGCAAGAGGGUUCGGUGUGAGGAGCUGACAGAUGAUGUGAGGCUGCCACAGGAGGAGCAUCUACAGUCGCCUCACCCGCUGACACAGGAGGAAAUGACUGUUGAAGCACCUGAAACAAUGACUGAGUCGGAAUUGGCAGAGAAGGAGGAGGAGAACGAGGUGCUCCUGGAUUUUCUCUUGAGGGUGCAGCAGGGCAAGGCGGAGACCUCCCAGCAGGUGGCCGCCAACCUGGACGGGCUCACUGCUGACGUGGCAGAGGUAGCUGAGAGGAGGCAGCUGCUGCUGGCGCUGUCUCGGUCAAUCAGCGCGCGCCACGUGACCAGCACAGCUGAGGCGAGAGGAGCAGAAACGGAUGCUAAGGGUGCAGGUGUAGGAGCAGGUGUGGGAGCAGGUGUGGGAGCAGGUGGGGUGGCAGGAGCGGGGGCUGGCGAGGUGUUAGCUGCAGGGAGGGAUGCAGACGGGGCGGAGGAGGGGCACAUGCAAGAGGUUUGGGGGCGGCUGGGCUGUGUGCUUCAAACGGUGAGGGCGCUGGGUCAAGAUGUGACUGUAGAGAGGGGUGCUGGGACCAGUGCUGCAGCUGGUGGGGAGGGGGGGAGUGGCAGUGCAGGGGAUGGUGUCAUGGGUGGGGAUGGUGUAGCGGAGAGGCCCUGGCUGGGGCAUUUCUUCGAGGGCCUCUCCCGCUACACCAGGUUCGGCAAGCUGCAGGUUCGGGCGGCGCUGCGCCGAGGAGACCUGCUAGGCUCGGCAGACAUGGUGUGCUCGGUGGCGUUCGACCGCGACGGCGAGUUCUUUGCUUCGGCGGGCGUAUGCAAGCGCAUCAAGGUGUUUGACUGCAAUGCCGUACUGCGCACCGCUGCUGAGCGAGAGGCGCGGGUGGAGGAAGUGAGAGAUGGGAUGGAGGAAGACGAGGAGGAACAGCAGGAAGGAAGGGGGGAGAGAGGAGUGGGAGAAAGGGGGGGAGGGGGAGGAGUGUGGGGAGGCGAGCAGGGGGGGCAGGGGCAUGGGGAGGGGCAUGAGGAGGAGCUGCUGCAGUACCCAGUGGCGGAGAUGGCGUGCGAUUCAAAGCUGAGCUGUGUGAGCUGGAACCCCUUUGUCAAGAGCCUCGUUGCAUCGUCCAACUAUGAUGGCGCCGUGCAGGUGUGGGACGUGUGUGCAGGGGAGGCGAUAGCGGAGUACAGGGAGCACGAGAGGCGGGUGUGGAGUGUGCACUGUGCGCCCACUGACCCCACCAAGCUCGCCAGCGGCAGCGACGAUGGCUGCGUGCGCAUCUGGAGCUUGCAGCAGGACUCCAGUGUGACCACCAUCCGCACGAGGGCCAACGUGUGUGCGGUGCACUUCUCCCCGGCCUCCUCGCACAUCCUCGCGCUCGGCUCUGCCGACUUCAAGCUCGCCCUCUACGACCUGCGCAAGCCGCGCUCGCCCCUCGCCACGCUCCCCGGCCACUCCCGCGCCGUCUCCUACGUGGCCUUCGCGGACCCACUCACUCUUGUGUCCGCGUCUACGGAUAACACACUGAGGGUGUGGGAUCUGAGGGACGUGCUGGGGAGUGCAGGGGAUGGUUCAGUGAUGGGGCAGCAGCAGCAGCGGCAUGCGGGGCAGGGGAGCGUGGCGCCGUGUGUGCUGACACUCUCAGGGCAUGUGAAUGAGAAGAACUUUGUGGGGCUGUCCGUGUCCGAAUCGGGGUAUAUUGCAUGCGGCUCUGAAAACAACUCGGCGUAUGUGUACCACCGCAGUGUGCCAGCCCCCAUCACAUGCCACCAGUUUGGCGCUGUAGAUGCUGUUACAGGGAGGGCGGGGGGAGAGGACGCAGGGCACUUUGUGAGCAGCGUGUGUUGGCGAAAGGGCACUCACUCCCUCGUGGCUGCGAAUUCCAUGGGCGACGUGAAGGUGCUCGAGAUGGUGGAAGUUGGGGAAAGGAAGGAGAGAGUAAGGGAAGAGUGGCGCAAGGGCACCCUCUCCCUGGUGGCAGCGAAUUCAAUGGACAAUGUGAAGGUGAUGAAGAUUGAUGCGCUCGGAGCAUGA